AUGCCGUUAGCUCAUAAUUUAAAUAAAGUGACGAAAAAUAUAUCCAAAUCAGCUGGAUCCCUUCAUAUCAAAGGUCGUAAAUUCAAACAAUUAAAUCGUGCCACAUUAAGAGAUAAAAAACUCCAACAAAGAAAAUCCCAAAGUUUAGAACGUAAAUCAAAUGAAUUAAGUAUUGUGUUUUUCAUUCAAAGUUUACUACAAGAAAACAGUACCAUUAGUGAUAAUGAAGAAAAUUUAGAGGAGUUCACUAAUAAGAAACAAUUUUCAUUAGAUGAGAUGAAACAAAUUAUUGAAAAAUUCAUUCAUCAACAUGAUGAAGAAUUACAAAAAUUACAAUCAGAAAGAAGAAAAGGUCGACCACCAAUUAAUAGACAAACCAUAUUAGAAGAAAAAUUGAAAUAUGAUUUAGAAAUAUAUAAAACUGGUUUCAAAAUUCCUGAUUUAACUGAUCAAUUGACAGUAGAAAGAAUAAAAGAAUGGAAUGGAACUACAGGUGCUACUACUACUAUGAGAUUUAUACGGGUUUCUAAAGAUAUGACUGAAUUACCCACCACUACAACUGAAAUCGAAAUGAAAUAA
Messenger RNA from Candida dubliniensis CD36, 579 nucleotides. RefSeq lists its product as uncharacterized. The coding region runs from base 1 to 579 and encodes 192 amino acids. The transcript has a single exon. The record is from RefSeq and is a predicted model, not a curated record. NCBI's taxonomy places the organism in Eukaryota, Fungi, Ascomycota, Pichiomycetes, Serinales, Debaryomycetaceae. Gene Ontology annotation, cellular component: nucleus.